This is a messenger RNA of Sparassis crispa, 1935 nucleotides long. RefSeq lists its product with no specific name. Gene Ontology annotation, cellular component: Ndc80 complex. NCBI's taxonomy places the organism in Eukaryota, Fungi, Basidiomycota, Agaricomycetes, Polyporales, Sparassidaceae. The coding region runs from base 1 to 1935 and encodes 644 amino acids. The record is from RefSeq and is a predicted model, not a curated record. The transcript has 8 exons. Gene Ontology annotation, biological process: attachment of mitotic spindle microtubules to kinetochore.
AUGACCGAUUUUGGUCGUCGCUCCGCCAUGCAGUCCGUGGUCGAGCCCAACAAUGGUCGCUCCAACAUCCCACUACCGUCUACCAUCAAGAAACCAACACCCCACGGGCGUAUGUCUAUGGCGGGCCCAGCACUAAGAGGCCCAAUGCCACAGGUUCCGGGAACGAAUCCGCGACUUUCCAUGAUGCGCUCGCAGAACCUCAACCCGCUCUUGCAAAGCGCGAGUAAGCCCGGUUUUGGUAGGACACCAAUGCACAACAAUACACGCAGGGGCUCCAUGUGGGCAGGAGGAGCUCAAAUUGGUCCCCUCCCAGGCGGCCAAGGAUCCGCAAAGGACACCCGCCCUCUGCGCGAUAAACAGUUCCAAGCUAGAAUGCGCCAAGACAUCGUCACAUGGUUGCUCAGCAAUGGAUACGAUGUGCCACCACAGAUCCUGCAGAACGUCAGCAACAAGGACUUUCGCAGCGUGUUUGAGCGUCUUGUAACUCUGCUGGACUCAUCGUGGCCGUUUGAGUUGGAUCGUCGACUCGAAGAGCAAUUUCUGCAGCCGCUAAGGGCUCUCCGAUACCCAUAUGUUGGUCAAAUUGACCUUAAAUGGAUCGUUACACCAGCAACGCCACACUCAUGGCCACAUUUGUUGGGUGUGUUGCAUUGGUUAGCGGAGACGGGCAGGAUGCGCAUGCACUACGUGGACAGCGACGAUGUGACAUUACAGAAUUCAUCAGUAGUACCGGAACAGUUCGACGAUAUCAACCACCAUGAAGCGCUUGCGAUGGACCACUACAUAGCCUCUUAUGCGGUGUUCCUUGAGGGUAAAGAUGCCUUUCCGGAGCAGGAGAGGAUCCUCGAAGAACGCUAUGGCAAGUUAGUCAAAGACGGACAAGUUGUCGCAGAGUUAGAUGAGAGUAAAGAGCAGUCCAUGCAAGUCCAGAAUGAGUUGGAGAUGCUCACUGAGUCACCUGCACCUAUCGAGAAAUUAAAAGAGGACUUCGCUCGCAUCAAGCGCGACAAGGCAAAGUUCGAGGAGAUUCUGCGGCGAUGUGAACAUCAGAAGGAGAAACGGAUAAAGUUCUUGGAAAGAGAGACGGCCGAGCUCGCCAAUGCCGUCUCAAGUUUGGAGAAGUUGCAGGCGGAAAAACAGAGGCUCGCCGACGUUGUCAAGGUUCAGAACCUGACGCCUGAGGAGGUUAUUCGGAUGAACACUGAACAUGAGACACUUUCUCGUGAUGUGGAGACUCUCAAGCACAAGAUCGCGGAGACAAACCAGGCCGUCGUGAAGCUCGAGGUGUCAUUGACGCGAAAAGUAUCCGACGCAGAGGAGGCUCUGGACCUGUACAACAAUCUACUUUCCAACCUCGGACUGUUUCCCCCUCUCCCUCCACCGCUGGAAGAGAUCGAUCUCACGCUCGAUCUCAACUCGGCGGCAGCGAAUCCCCAGAAUCUCCUCUCGGGACCUGACAUCAGAGUGGUCGUGAAGCCAACGUUGAGCAAGGUAGCGGAGAUAAAAAGAACAGAGCGAGCUCUGGUGGAGAGUGAGCGGAUCAAGGUAGAUGACGAGUUGGACCAGCUGACACUGGAAUGCGAAAACAUGGACGAGGAAGUCAUGGAGAUCAGCAACAAAGUCAACGGGCUCAGCGAUCAGGCGGAUGAAUUACGCGAGGUGGCCCAGCAAGAAGCGCUGGUGAGUAAUGCGGAGGCUUCUCGCCUAGAAAGGGACUUGGCGCAGGCAAGAACAUCUGCCAUGGCCAAUGGAGUAGGAGUGAAGUCUCGAAUGCAGGCAUUACAGAUUGCAUAUCGAGAGCAAGUAGACAAGGUGAACCGACUGAAAGAUGAGACCAUGCGGGCCAUCAUCAAGAACAGCAGCGAUAUCUUCAUGUUCAAGGAAGAGGUGUCCAAGCAGCUGAAACACCUGCGGGAUGUCGCCGAGGCGAAUUGA